Messenger RNA from Entrophospora candida, 444 nucleotides. NCBI's taxonomy places the organism in Eukaryota, Fungi, Glomeromycota, Glomeromycetes, Entrophosporales, Entrophosporaceae. The record is from the annotation of a GenBank genome assembly.
AUGGGUACGGGUGCGAGUUGGGGGUCUUGUUGGGGACCUUAUGGAGCCUUCGCGGGUGCUCUCGCUGGAGGUUUCGUUGCUCCUUUGUUAAGCGAAGAAAACAAGAUAUAUGAUCUUAACCGGUGGAAGAAUGUGAAUUUAGCUGGUAAUGCAAUUAAUUAUGGAGCAAACAUUAUAGAAGCGGGAUUUAUUUGGAACAAUCAUACUAGGAUAUCUAAAUUGGAAGAGGAAUUAAUGAAUAGGCAUUAUUGCGGAAUUAAUAGGGAUGAAAACAGUAAAGAAUUUGUAGACGCUAUGGUAGAUCUAGGAAUUUUGAAAGAGAGAGUUAAAACCUUGGAAGUGAAGGUCGACGUUCUUGAAGGAGAAAACAAUAAAUUAAAAGAAUAUAUUUCUACUAUGAAUAAAAGAAUGUCUAAUUUAGAAGAGAUUGUUCUAAGGAUCUAA